GCGGUAAACGGACGCGCCCCCCGGUGCGCCGUCCCGGCCCCGGGAUGGGCCCCAAGCUCGCAGACUCCGUGGACGAGCUCCGCGCCGCCGGCAACCAGAGCUUCCGCAACGGCCAGUUCGCCGAGGCCACGGUGCUCUACAGCCGCGCGCUGCGGACGCUGCAGGCGCAAGGUUGUUCGAACCCCGAAGAAGAAAGUGUCCUCUUCGCUAACCGCGCAGCCUGCCACUUGAAGGAUGGCAACUGCAGGGACUGCAUCAAAGACUGCACUUCAGCACUGGCCCUGAUGCCCUUCAGCAUGAAGCCCCUGCUGCGGCGGGCAUCGGCCUACGAGGCCCUGGAGAAGUACCCCCUGGCCUAUGUGGACUACAAGACCGUGCUGCAGAUUGAUGACAGUGUGGCGUCGGCCCUGGAAGGCAUCAGCCGAAUGACCAGAGCUCUCGUGGACUCGCUGGGGCCCGGGUGGCGCCUGAAGCUGCCCUCUAUCCCCUUGGUGCCUGUCACAGCUCAGAAGAGGUGGGAUUCCGUGCCUUUGGAGUACCACAAAGAGAUGGCUAAGAGAAAAUUCAGAGAAACCACAACUUCCAAGAGCAGAGCGUCUUCUGCUGGGGAUGUGGAGAGAGCCAGAGUUCUGAAGGAAGAAGGCAAUGAGCUUGUAAAGAAGGGAAACCAUAAGAAAGCUAUUGAGAAGUACAGUGAAAGCCUCUCCUUUAGUGACAUGGAGUCCGCCACAUACAGCAACAGAGCGCUCUGCCAUCUGGCCCUGAAGCAGUACAAGGAGGCAGCGAGGGACUGCACGGAAGCGCUCCGGCUGGAUGGAAAGAACGUGAAGGCCUUGUACCGACGAGCGCAAGCCUACAAGGCACUCGAGGACUACAAAUCCAGCUUUGCAGACAUCAGCAGCCUUCUGCAGCUUGAGCCCAGGAACGGCGCCGCCCGGAAGCUGCGGCAGGAAGUUAACCAGAGUUUAAACUAAAGCCCCAGAAGGUUAGCGGGAAGCCUCUGCCCGAGCUCCCUCCUCUGUGCCUGCUCCUGGGACCCAGCAUGCCCCCGAGCGAGCUCCGAGGCCACUCAGAGGUGAUGGCUUCCCAGCCCUUAAGAGGCUUUGCUUUGUUCAAAAUUAAGCUCAGAGUAGU
Messenger RNA from Odobenus rosmarus divergens (Pacific walrus), 1134 nucleotides. It is a transcript of the gene TOMM34, whose product is annotated as translocase of outer mitochondrial membrane 34. The transcript is spliced from 7 exons. Gene Ontology annotation, cellular component: mitochondrion; cytosol. NCBI's taxonomy places the organism in Eukaryota, Metazoa, Chordata, Mammalia, Carnivora, Odobenidae. Bases 45 to 974 code for a protein of 309 amino acids. Gene Ontology annotation, molecular function: heat shock protein binding. The record is from RefSeq and is a predicted model, not a curated record.